AACCCUGCCGUUCUGUUUUGUUCAUCACGCUACAUGCACUUGGAUUCUAUUUGUGGGUUUGUGUGGUUUCAAUAAUCAUCAUUCACCGGAAAAUGAGAUUUUGUAUUGUGUGCGGUAAUUCUGAAGACGACGUAAAGCAUUUAUUUUGCUUUCCCCGUAGCGCAGACAGGUCGCAAAUAUGGCAGGAAGCUAUGGGAAUGAAAUAUAGACCACUAUGUGGCCAUGUUAGAAUCUGCAAUGAGCAUUUCACAAAAGAUAGAUUUGUGCCGUGUACCUCAGUUUUACGUUUGAAAGCUGAUGCAGUGCCCACAAUUCUGGAAGUCCAGAAGGACCAUGUUAUGAAGGGACUGGACCAGAUAGCAAAUAAAAAAGUAAACAUUAUAUCCCAAUAUAUAAUAAAGCCAGAACCACAGACUCUUUUGGAUACCAAAUCAUUAAGUAAUGCAAACAGUGAAGUUACUGAACAUGAGAAAACAAAUUCCUCGCAGUCACCAUCCCAACGGGGCUGUCACACCAAUUUCAAGUACAGUUAGAUGUAGAAGGACUCUUUUUAAGGACGUUGAAGGCUUGUGUUCAACACAGAUAACACCAAGAAGAUUUUUUACGAUUGUUCGGUAUUUUUAAUAUAGAAAUUCAAGUUUCAAAUAGACUGGCAACGCGGCAUGACUGCGGCAUAGUAUAAAUCAGAAUUCGAAGGGAAAUCGUCGCGUAACCAUGGAUCUCUUACCAUUGCGAGUCCCUCUUCGAUGUUGCCAAGCCUUUACUUAGGAAGGAAAGUACGGUAAUAUAAAUAAUUUGCGCUUAUGGAUGCGCAGAUACAUAACCGACCGAACAUCGGACAUUCAGCAUUUAGUAUUGUUUGUUGUUCAGUAGAUAGUGUGAUUUAUUGUGUUCGGUGUUAUUUUUAGUCUGUGCCUUAGUUUAUUCUACAGAUAGCGCUGUUUUUGAACAUUAGAGGCAAAAUCGUUUUAAAUUAUAUCUGCAAAAAAAGUUUGAAAGCAAGGUCUUAUUAUACGCAAUAUUAUUAAUUUAUAUUAUAAUAUUAUUAAUUUCAUGAAAAAAGAGGCAGAUGAAGGAGUUACUAUUCCUUUGAAAAAUUACAGGUAUGUAGCAAGAUUUAAUUCGAGAAGUAGGUUGAAGAAAUGCGGAGUUUACACAUUUUUAUACAGGCACCUACUUAUUGAGUGUCAUAUUUUAAAUUAGAAUAUUAACAUAUUUUGAUAUUUCAGGGAAAGAGUACUAGCUGCUACUGGGGUGUCAAGGUCUACUUUUCAGAAGAUAUCAAAAGAAGCUCAAAAAGUUGAGCGGGGAGGGCCAAGCACAUCUUUUCAAUCGCCGAAAAAAAUACGUAACACUAAAAAAAGAAAGCUGGAUCGUAUCUCGCCAGAUCAGAUAAAAUCUAUAAGGGAAAUUACCUACGAUUUUUAUGUACUGGAGAAGAGACUUCCUACUUUAAACUGUGUUUUGCAGAAAAUUAAUGACCGGCAAAUCUUGACAGAAGUAAUAAAUGUAAGCAGCUUGAAUCGGCUCCUUAAAAAAAUUGGUUUCAGGUAAUAAUUUUGUUUUUAAGUUGUUCAUUCAGUGAUUUUUUUUGUAUAUAAGUAAUAUCUUACUGUAAUAUAUGUUUAAAUCUUUAAAA
This is a messenger RNA of Diorhabda sublineata, 1639 nucleotides long. RefSeq lists its product as uncharacterized. The transcript is spliced from 5 exons. The record is from RefSeq and is a predicted model, not a curated record. Bases 93 to 533 code for a protein of 146 amino acids. NCBI's taxonomy places the organism in Eukaryota, Metazoa, Arthropoda, Insecta, Coleoptera, Chrysomelidae.